Molecule: messenger RNA, 2111 nt
Organism: Elaeis guineensis (African oil palm)
Lineage: Eukaryota; Viridiplantae; Streptophyta; Magnoliopsida; Arecales; Arecaceae
Source: RefSeq, a predicted model, not a curated record
CCGACGACCCCCACCACCCAGUGGUGCUCCCCGUGGCGGCAUCCGGCGAAACCAAGGCUAGGGCUUGGGUGGUGACUCACACGUGUCGGUGGCUUCGCGUCUUCCCCCGCACCCGAAGCCGCCAAACUGUACGCCAAAAGAGAGGGUUCUUCUCUUCCCUCCCCCGUUCCCACCGCUGAAAUCGAAGCAGAGAUGGCGAUGAGAAAUUAAAAACUAAAAAAGGGAAAAAGAGAAAAGGGAAAAAAUAGCUAAAGCAAAGCAAAGCAAAGCGAGGGAAGGGAGGGAGGGGAGGAUGAAGGAAAGAGAUUAAAGAAAGAAAGCAAGCGCGAAAGAAGAAUAGUUCGAGAGACGCUUCUGGUGGUUCCCUUCGCUUCUCUCUUUUCGCUGGGACGACGAGUUCGGAGACGAGAGAGAUCGGAAUCCCCACGCCACUACCAGCUCAAUGAAUUCGGUUUUUUUUGGGGUGUAAUUUCCAGAUUGCGUUCCUCCAGCUCUCACCUGUUUUCCUAUGAAAAUGAGAGCACAUGGGACCAUACAAAAAGCUCAAAAAGUGAAGCAUGUGCAAGGGGAGGGACCAAAUUGGGUGCUCAUUGCAGGUGGUGCAUUGCUUAGCACACUGUCAAUCAGGCUUGGAUGCAAGCUGAAGCAGAUGUUUGAGACUAAGCAGUCUAAGAAUUCCAAUAAUGCGAAAGAGAAUGGAAAAAAUGUAGCCAAAAGGAGGCCUGGAGCUUGCCAGUUACAUUCAAAAUUGUAUUGCUAUACUCAGGAUGAGGAUGGAUGUUACCACUGCCUCUCAGGGACCUCGGAUGGUGCAGUGGAUGUUAAGCAACCACCUGCUGGCCCAUGGUCAAAAGAUGCAGAUGUUUCCCUUUCAUUAGUAAAGGUCCCUGAAGCAAAUUCAAAUAACGAUAGCAGUGGGGUGAUGUGGGCAUCUUCACCUGAUCACCCAGAGCUGCCUCGGAGGCCAUUCCACCACUCAAACAGUUCAGACUCUCCCUGCAUCUCAGAAUCCGGAUCAGAUAUCUACAGCAAACGAGAGGUGAUACAAAAGCUACGUUUGCAGCUUAAGAGACGGGAUGAAAUGAUAAUGGAGAUGCAGGCCCAGAUCAUGGACCUACAGAAUUCUGUUGGCAUCCAAAUGACCCACUCAGCCAAGUUGCAGUCGCAGCUUGAUUCUGCAAACGGGGACUUGUUUGACACAGAAAGAGAGAUCCAGCGGCUAAGAAAGGCCAUUGCUGAUCAUUGUGUUGCAGAUGCAGGCUUUCUGGAAAAACCUGUGGCCACCAGAACUUGGCGGCCGGAAGCCAUCAAUGGCCAGGUUAAUGGAUAUGUUGACAGCACGGAUGAUGUAGAGUUGCACUGUGUUGGUGGGGAAAAGGUAAGAGAUGAUAGUGAGAGGGUUGAGAUGCUCAAGAGGAAAGUUGGAGAACUAAAAGAAGUGAUUGAAGGAAAGGACUUUCUGCUUCAGAGCUAUAAGGAGCAGAAGGUGGAACUAUGUUCAAAGAUAAAGGAGUUGCAGCUGAGACUAGAAUCUCAGGUACCUAAUAUCUUGUAAGACAGUAUUGUGAUGGUUCUGAUUUUUGUUCAGGCCUUGGCCCUCUAAUCUGAGGGCUGUUUGCUUCUUUUUAUUUGCGCUGCAAAUUUUCAUGUUUGUAUAGUUUCUGGCAUGUCUGCGUGGCACAUGCUUGUCUAAUAUUUUUGCAUAAAAGAAACCCGAGUCUGAAAAGAACAGAUUAGGUGAGAGCUAACUUGUGAGGCCAUUUACAUGCAUGAUUACUUCAAGCAAUUUGGAAGGGUUUUGGCAGCUGAGAAUUGAAGCCAGAUAAAGAUCUACAAUCGAGUCCUGAUGAAGGGGAGAAGUCCAAAUUAAUCAAAACUGUAGUCACCAGCUAACCGAUCCUUGUUGGUUCUUUGCAUCUUUGCUAAUGCAUGGUAGAUUGCUAGUUCCUACUGCAAUGCAAGUGUGAAACAGCUAGCUUUUGAUUUCUACCAAAAAAAAAACAGCUAAGUUUUGAUGUCUUCAUUUAAAGGGCUAAUUUUGAUGUCUUGAAUCUGUGUAACAGCUUCUGCAGACAAUCAUCCUGUUAUUAUUUAAUUGAUGUUGCGUUUCA